This is a messenger RNA of Rotaria sp. Silwood2, 363 nucleotides long. The record is from the annotation of a GenBank genome assembly. NCBI's taxonomy places the organism in Eukaryota, Metazoa, Rotifera, Eurotatoria, Philodinida, Philodinidae.
AUGUUAACAAAUGGAAAAGUGUUAAUUGCUGGUGGAUAUGAUAGUGGAAUCGAUUGGAAUACUGCUGAGUUGUAUGAUCCAUCAACAGGUCUGUGGACAAUUACUGGAAGUAUGAGUUAUUCUCGAUAUUUUCACACAGCAUCAGUGUUAACUGAUGGCAAAAUAUUAGUUGCUGCUGGAUAUGAUGUCACUAGUGGUAUUCUAAAUAGUGCGGAAUUGUAUAAUUCAUCAACAGGUGCGUGGACAAUCACUGCUAGUUUGACUUAUGGUCGACAUGCUCACACAGCAUGUGUGCUAAUAAAUGGAAAAGUAUUAGUUGCAGGUGGGGUUGGAAUUAGCUCUUCGGAGCUGUAUCAACCAUAA